Tauraco erythrolophus (red-crested turaco) is the source of this 1009-nucleotide messenger RNA. The record is from RefSeq and is a predicted model, not a curated record. Lineage: Eukaryota; Metazoa; Chordata; Aves; Musophagiformes; Musophagidae.
AGAACAAUGCGAGGACCUUCGUGUACAGCAGAUGAAGAAGCAUCAGAAGGAACUGUGUGAAGACUGGCUGGCCCAGCUAGCUCUGAAGGAGGAACUGAAAGAGCAGCAGAAGAAGGAGGAGCAGAUGUUUGCAGAGCUUUGGGAAGAGGAUAGGCUGGCUAAGGAAAAGCGAGAGGCGAGGGAGAUGCAGAAGUCAGCGGAACAGAAUCGUGAAGUCCUGAACGGGCUUGGUGCCCAGGUAGCGGUGCUCAGCGCUCGCAAAGAGGAGGCCAAGCGGCUGAAGGAAGAAGAGGCUCGAUUGCUGGAAGAACAGCAGCAACUGCUUAAGCUAGAAAAUGAACAACUUCAGAUGGAGAAACUACAGAAACAGAAGGAAUGCAGGGAUAUGUUGCUCAGUGCAGCACAGGACAAGAAAAAUCGUCUUAAUGAAGAAAAACAAGGUGAACUUGCCCUAGAGAUGAAGAUCUUAGAUAAAUCUCUUCAAGAACCCCAGGAAGACAUUGAGGAGAAAACAAAAAGAAAACUGGAGGAAGAGAAGCAGCAAGAAAAAGAAGUGGACAAGCUCCUCGACGAAGAGAUGGCGAGGAUUUGGGCCAAGAAGGCUGAGCAAACACAAUUAGAAAAGGAGGCUAGAAAGCAGCUUCUGAAAGAUGUCCUGAAUACGAGACAACUGCAAAUCGAGGAGAAGUUGCAGAGAAAUGCAAAAGAGCAGGAAGAACUCGCUCAAGAGAGGAAGUUGUUAGCUGAAGCAGAUGCAGAAUUCAAGCAUAUAGAAGAAGAAAAGCACGCGAGAAAAGUAAAGGAAGCAAAAGAAUACCAAGAGCAACUCAGGGCUCAAAUUGCCCAUCAACGACAGGCCCGUGAUGCUGAGGAAGAAGAGAAGCAGAGAGAAUACGAAUCAGACGUCGCAGCAGAGAGAGCUUACCAAGAAAGGGUGCAGGACAUUCUAGCAAGGCCUUGUGAGAAACUAGCAAAGACCCACCCUUUCAGAAGAAAACUGAUGUCAUAA